Molecule: messenger RNA, 3744 nt
Organism: Oryza sativa Japonica Group (Japanese rice)
Lineage: Eukaryota; Viridiplantae; Streptophyta; Magnoliopsida; Poales; Poaceae
Product: putative F-box protein At3g10240
Source: RefSeq, a predicted model, not a curated record
UCCCAGGAAUACCCAACUUUUUUUAUCAAAAAACAACUAUACUUCAAUAUAUACACAUAACACAUAUACACAUAUUAGUUGUCCCCACUCCUCCAGAGUCCCUCGCUCGGCUCACGCCUCACCCUCACGCGCAAAUGCGCUGCUCGCCCGCUCCCCAAUUCCCCAUUUGAUUCCAAACCCUAGGUGGCGGCGUUCGGCGGCGGCGCGGCGGCGCGGCGACCGGCGGAAGCGGCAAGGCGUCCGGCGACCGGCGACGGGAGCAGGGAGCUAGACCAGCGGUGGCGCGGCGAGGCAUUCGGCAGCGGCGCGACGCCGUGGCGAGGCAUUCGGCGGCGGCGCGGCGAGGCCGCGAGACGGCAACCGACGGGCGACCGGUGACGGCGGGAGCGAGGCCACGAGGCCGAGGGGCAGGGGCGCGGCGGCGGCCGGCCAACAGCUGCAGCUCAGCGGGACAGCGCCCAGCGGCACUGCGGCAGGCACAAUUUCAGUUCUGUAGAUUGAAGAACUCUCAAAAUGAAGAAGAAAUCGAUUGAUUUGAAGACUUUGUGGGAUAGACAUUCAAAGUCUAGGAAGGUAGGGUUAGGUUCUGGUUCUGGAUCAACAACACAGCCAGUUAGAAUUGACAGUGAAGUUGCUGUUCCUUCUGUUCAGCCGAUUACAGAUGCAAAUGAGAGUCCAGUUCAGAUUCAGAUUACUGCAGUUGAGGUUGUGCCUGAGGUAGCAGCCAGUGAUGCAGCAAGAGAUGUGACAGAACCUGAAACAGAGGUAGCUAGCAAUGAUCCAGACAUAGCAACAGCAGUGACACAGCAGGAGCAACCUUCCACUUGGUCUCCUAUCAGAGAUUGGUCUCCCAUCAGAGAUGGUGAUGAUGAAGAGACAGAGUAUGACUCAAGUGAUGAAGCUAUUUAUGACAUUGAUUUACUUUGUCAUGAUCCUGGAAGGCGAAUUGCAAUCAAAAAUUAUGAUGUCAAUGAACGGAAUUCUGUGAUAAGGGGAUAUAUUGCAUUAGGGCCAUGCCAACCACGCAGCCACAGUUUUCCUAUAAGGAAAAUUGGAGGUAAGCCUCGGCGCUUCCUUCCUAGUUGGUAUGACGAAUUUAAAUGGCUUGAAUAUAGUGUGGAACAAGAUGCUGCAUUCUGUUUUAUUUGUUACUUAUUCAAGCAUAAAAUUAAUAAUUCUGGUGGAGAUGCAUUUGUAAAUAGGGGAUUUAGGAAUUGGCACAUGAGAAAAAGGAUUGCAAAACAUGUUGGUGGUAUGACUAGCUUUCACAAUGUGGCACAAGAUAAAUACAAUCACUUCCUUGCACCUAAAACAAAUAUUGUUGAGAGCUUUGCUGCCACCAAUGAACAAGACAAGGCUAGAUAUAUGGCUCGUUUAAACUAUUCAAUGAAGUGCUUGAAGUUUCUUUUAAGGCAAGGUUUGGCUGCCCGUGGACAUUAUGAAAGUGAAAAGUCACUUAAUAAAGGAAAUUUCCUUGAGAUGUUGAGUAUGCUAGCAGAAAACUUUGAAGAAGUUGGUAAGGUGGUUUUGAAUAAUGCUCCAAAGAAUUGUAAGUUGACUGCUCCCGAAAUACAAAAACAGAUAGCUAAUUGUUGUGCCAAAGAAACUACUAAGCUUAUCAUGGAAGACCUUGGUGAUGAAUAUUUUGCAAUACUUGCCGAUGAAUCUAGUGAUGUGUACCAAAAAGAACAGUUGGCUCUUUGUUUGAGAUAUGUUGAUAAAAAAGGAAGGGUAGUUGAGAGGUUCCUUGGUGUUGUUCAUGUUGAAAAUACUACUUCCUUGACACUUAAAGCUGCAAUUGAAUCAUUGCUUAUGGAGCAUUCCUUGAGCUUGUCUAAGGUCCGUGGGCAAGGCUAUGACGGUGCUAGUAACAUGAAGGGUCAUGCUAAUGGACUAAAGAAAUUGAUUAUGGAUGAGUGCCCUUCUGCCUAUUAUGUCCAUUGCUUUGCACAUCAACUCCAAUUAACACUUGUGGCUGUUGCUAAGGAAAACCCAGAUUGUGUGUGGUUCUUUGAGCAACUUAGAUUUUUGUUAAAUCUUCUUGGGAAUUCUUGUAAGAAGACAGAAAUGCUUAGAGUUGCACAAGCUCAAAGAAUUGUAGAAGAACUAGAUUUGGGUGACAUUGAAACUGGAAAGGGUUUGAAUCAAGAAAUGGGUUUGGGCAGGCCAGCAGAUACUCGUUGGGGAUCUCACUAUAAAACUGUUAUGCAUGUCCUAUCUUUGUAUCCUUCAAUUCAAAAAGUUCUUAUAAUGGUUGGCAAGGAUCGCUCUUUUGGUGCAGAAUGUGCAAAUGCACAAACAGUGUUGACAAUAUUCCAAUCAUUUGAGUUUGUUUUUAUGGCACACUUGAUGCAAACAGUACUUGGGUUCACAUCUGACUUGAAUCAUGCUUUGCAGAAGAGGGAUCAAGACAUUGUUAAUGCAGUAGGACUGAUUUUAUUGACAAAGUUUCAAUUGCAGCAAUUACGCGAGGAUCCUGGAUGGGAUGAUUUUCUUCAAGAAGUGCAAUCUUUUUGUGUGAAGCAUAAGAUCAAGAUCCCUGAUAUGGACUCUUUCUAUCGGCCGGUUGGAAGAGAUAGGAGGUUCUUUAUUAAAAUCAAGAAUAUGCAUCGCUUCCAUGUUGACAUGUUUCUAAGUGUCAUUGAUAGACAACUACAAGAGCUUAAUGAACGGUUUGAUGAGGUAAACACAGAUUUGCUCCUUUGUAUGGCUGCAUUUAGUCCUAUAGAUAACUUUGCUAGUUGGGACAAAGAUAAGUUGAUUAAGCUUGCACGGUUUUAUCCUAAUGAUUUCUCAAGCACAGAGAUGAACCAUCUUCCAUCAGCAUUGAAACUCUUCCUCACUGAGAUGCGUAUAGAUGAAAGGUUUAGAAAAGUAAAAAAUCUUGCUAAUCUUUCCAUUAUGAUUGUUGAAACAAAAUUGCACAAUAGACAUGAGAUUGUUUACAAGCUUCUCAAAUUGGUUCUGGUACUUCCAGUAGCAACAGCUAGUGUUGAAAGAAUAUUUUCUGCCAUGAAUUAUGUGAAGAAUAAAUUGAGAAACAGGAUGGGGGAUCAAUACUUGAAUGAUUGCUUGGUCACAUUUAUUGAGCGUGAGAUGUUUUUGAAAGUCAAGGAGUGUGAUAUUAUAAACCGCUUUCAAGCCAUGAAGGAACGCAGAAUUAAAGCUACUCUUCCAAGCCACGAAGGAACCGAAAUAGAAAAUUAGAGACGGGAAUACCCAACUUUCAAAUCCUGGCUCCGCCACUGGUCCAGAGCAGAUGAUGCAUGUGUGCAUAUAAACAUACACUGGGAGAGAGGAUUUGGAAGAGAUCCGAGGAGGAAGGGCUCCAUGUCCGAGAGAGGAACUCCAUUGCCUGCUCGGGGAUGACCGGCAUCUCUGCAGGAUGGCAGCAUUUCGGACGCCGUGAUUUCUCCUUGCUACAUCGGUUCCCCGUCUUCCGCUCGUCGAUCUGCGUGCUCUCUGCCUGUUUGCACAUUCAGCAAAACCACCAUGGUAGCUAAGUCAUGAUACAAGCUGAAUUAUAUAUGUUGUUGAAGUUAUAUAUAAGUUCAGUCACCAAGUUGAUCACAGCAACAGCUGAGGUUUUCUCUGAUUUUUCCUUUUUGUCAUGGGAUGUAUAUAUAUAUGCAGAUGGUUAUGCCAAAUUCAUAGUACUAGCAUUAGCCGACAUGUAUGGUCCAUUUUGCAUAAAAGUGAACAAGAAAAGAAAUUUUUAGCGCGAAAGAUUUGCAAAAAAAAAAA